Messenger RNA from Physella acuta, 430 nucleotides. Its product is annotated as PDZ domain-containing RING finger protein 4. Gene Ontology annotation, molecular function: protein binding. Lineage: Eukaryota; Metazoa; Mollusca; Gastropoda; Physidae. The record is from RefSeq and is a predicted model, not a curated record.
UUUUGACACCGGAAAUGCGGCAUCGAGGCUUGGCUACGUCUGGUAACCAGGCAACCGACGCUAAGCCCGCACGGCGUCAUUAUUCUGUUAAAGGAUUACUGUGUGGGAUUAAACGAUGCUCCUCCAUUGUCUUGGUAAAUGGUCAAGAUCUGUCCCAAUCCAGCCACAAUGAAGCUGUCGAGGCGUUCCGCUCGGCCAAGGAGCCCAUCAUCGUAGAGGUGCUGCGGCGGACCAGCAAGAACAGCGGUGGAUCCGGCGGUGGAUCCGGCGGUGGAUCGUCCAGCAGUCACGGUGGAUCCGGUGGAAGGGGGAUGAAAACGCGCUGUCCCACCAUGGUCUCCAUCGGCACUCAGACGGAGGAGGAUUUUUACUGCUACAACCGGCCGCCCACCCCGCCCCCGGGGUUCUACCCCAUACCACUGACGACUGG